AUGAGAUGCAACGCAUGCUGGCGUGAAUUAGAAGGGCGAGCCAUUUCCACAACCUGUGGUCACCUCUUGUGCACUGAAGAUGCGAGCAAGAUUCUUAGCAAUGAUGCAGCUUGUCCCAUUUGUGAUCAAGUUCUCUCUAAGAGUCUUAUGAAACCUGUGGAUAUCAACCCAAAUGAUGAAUGGAUAAAUAUGGCAAUGGCUGGCGUGUCUCCGCAGAUAUUGAUGAAGAGUGCAUACAGAAGUGUGAUGUUUUACAUUGGGCAAAAGGAAUUAGAAAUGCAGUACAAGAUGAACAGAAUUGUAGCUCAGUGCCGUCAGAAAUGCGAGGCAAUGCAGGAAAAGUUCUCAGAGAAACUGGAGCAGGUGCAUACUGCAUAUCAGAAAAUGGCCAAGAGGUGUCAGAUGAUGGAGCAGGAAAUUGAGAGUUUGUCAAAAGAUAAGCAAGAGCUCCAAGAAAAGUUUUCUGAGAAAUCAAGGCAGAAGAGAAAGCUUGAUGAAUUGUAUGAUCAGUUAAGGAGUGACUAUGAGUCAAUGAAACGGUCGGCAAGCCAACCUUCAAAUAAUUUCUAUGUUAGAAAUGAGGCUGACUUAUUCUCAAAUCCAGCUGCUAACAUGAUGGAUGGCAGAGACCCUAUACGAAGGGAUUGGUCGAUCUUUUCCCCCAAAACUCCAGGACCGCGAGAGGAUGUAUGGCCUGCAAGACAGAAUAGUUCAAACUCUGGUCAUUUUGACAUAUCUGGUGGCUCACCAGCAAAACAAGCAGCCAUUCCGGUUGAUGUUGGGAAUAGAAGGGGAGGUGCUCACCCUGCUUUUGGAGCUGGUGGAGUUAACCCGGCAAUGACACUAAGGAACCUGAUAAUCUCUCCUAUAAAGCGGCCUCAGCUUUCUCGUAAUCGCACUCAAAUGUUUACGUAA
Messenger RNA from Theobroma umbraticum, 915 nucleotides. RefSeq names its product RING/U-box superfamily protein (gene HEI10). Gene Ontology annotation, biological process: chiasma assembly. The record is from RefSeq and is a predicted model, not a curated record. NCBI's taxonomy places the organism in Eukaryota, Viridiplantae, Streptophyta, Magnoliopsida, Malvales, Malvaceae.